AUGUCUCAGCAUCUAAUUGAUUCCACAUCUACAGAAAUGGAUGUUGAUGAAGGUCGUGACUGGGACAUCUUUGACAUCAAUGAAGCGGCGGGGCUGGACCUGCUGGAGGGAGAUAUCGAACAGGACGAUGCAUUCAGAAACUCCAGAAUAGGUGACAAGUAUCGCUGGCCAACAACCAUUCCCUACUACCUAGAGGACAGUCUGGAGAUCAAUGCAAAGGGAGUGAUCCUGAAGGCAUUUGACCAGUACAGACUGAAGACCUGCAUUGACUUCACACCACGGAAAAGAGAGAAGAACUACAUCUCUGUGUACAAAGGGAAGGGAUGUUCCUCCUCUGUGGGGAACCAGCGUAAGGGGAAGCAGCAGCUGUCCAUUGGUGAAAGGUGUGACACACUAGGAAUCGUUGAGCAUGAGUUUCUGCAUGCUCUGGGCUUCUGGCACGAGCAGUCCAGAGCUGACCGAGAUGAUUACGUCAACAUCAUAUGGGGAAACAUCAAAACUAAUCAUACACACAACUUCAAGAAAUACGAUGACACAGUGUCCAGUGCUCUUGGUGUUCCCUACGACUACGGCUCUGUAAUGCACUACAGCAAGACAAGUUUCACCAAGAACUCUGAGCCCACCAUCGUCACCAAGAUCCCCCAGUUCAUGGAUGUGAUCGGUCAGAGGAUGGGGCUCAGUGCUAGUGACCUAACCAAGCUCAACCGUCUCUACAACUGCACCAAGUCUUCUACCUUUGUGGACAGCUGUGACUUUGAGGAGGACAACAUUUGUGGGAUGAUUCAGGGUCCCGGCAAUGCAAAGUGGGAACGACUCACUUGUGCUCGUGGAGGGCCUCAGACUGACUUCUCCAACAUGGGACAAUGCAAAGGAAAAGGCUACUUCAUGCACUUCAGCACAGCCUCUGCUAAAUCUGGUGCCCGUGCUCUACUGGAGAGUCGCUGGUUUUACCCCAAACCUGGAGCCCAGUGUCUGCAGUUCUUCCUCUAUAACAGCGGGGCAGCUGAUGAUGUUCUCAAUAUCAAGGUGCGACAGUAUGACAUGGCCAACCCCAGCGGUAAACUGAAGUUCUUCAAGAGAAUUUCAGUUCUCCUUACAGGAGGUGUUAUGGGCUCCUGGGAACUGCAUAACAUCAAUCUGGAUAUGACACAGAAGGCCCGUGUGGUUUUUGAGGGCGUGAGGGGAAAGAAAAGUUCAAAUGGAGGUUUCUCGCUGGAUGACAUUAACCUGUCAUCCACAAAGUGUCCUCAACACACCUGGCACGUCCGCAACAUCAGCUGCCUGCUUGCCACCACGUCAGCAGAAAAACCACUGUACAGCCCUCGCUUUCUGUCACCAGCAGGUUACUCCUUUCAGGUCAGUGUGUACAUGAACAGGAGAAAAGACCGUUCAGAGUACUUGGCCAUCUUCUUCAGCCUGACCUCAGGCCCUAAUGAUCACAACCUCAAGUGGCCAUGUCCAUGGCGACAGGCAACCAUCGCCCUGAUGGAUCAGCAGUCUGACAUCAGACAGCAAAUGAACAUGCACCGCAUGUUCACCACUGACCCCAAGAAGAAGUCCUCUGAUGGCACUGAGUACUUCUGGGAUAAUCCCAAGAAGGUGGGGUCUCGAGUAAAUGAGUCUAAUGGCAGCUUUUACUAUCGAGGUCCAGGCUGGGGAUGGUCACAAUUCAUCAGCCACAGCAGCCUAAAGAGCAGAAACUUCAUCAAAGGAGACGAUGCCUUCUUCCUCCUCAGUCUGGAAGAUAUCUCUCAUCUCCUGGUAUCUCAGCCUCUUCCCCGCUCUGCAGUCCAAGCUGACGCCGAUCUAAUGAUGGCUGCAGACCAAGGUGCUCCGCAGGGAGCAGGGAUGAGCAGGAGUAGGAGACAGCAGGAGAUCGAAAAGGUGCCGAUCAUACAGGACAUGUCCUGAUUCACAGAAUGGCAGACGUCCCACGAUCUACCAUCUCCUCUCACCACUCCAUGAUGUCCCGAUCAGAGAAAGCAAUCAGCACUAACAAGGCAAGAGAUCACAUUACUACAUGAUCUCUACAACCAUGGGCACCAAAUUAUAGUUAAAAGUGGAGGAGCGGAGGGUCUGGGGCUCCUCUCUAUGUCUAUUAUUUUACCAAGCCACUUUGCAUGAAACCACGCCCACUUCCGCAUGACGAAA
Molecule: messenger RNA, 2151 nt
Organism: Epinephelus moara (kelp grouper)
Lineage: Eukaryota; Metazoa; Chordata; Actinopteri; Perciformes; Serranidae
Product: meprin A subunit beta-like
Exons: 14
Coding region: 1-1911 (636 amino acids)
Biological process (GO): proteolysis
Cellular component (GO): membrane
Molecular function (GO): zinc ion binding; metalloendopeptidase activity; protein binding
Source: RefSeq, a predicted model, not a curated record